CCGGCCCCGCGGGUUCGUGCUGCACCUCUGUCACUGCGAACUGCCCUAUGGCGGCUCGCACCAGUGCCGUGGCAUGCGUGCUGCUGCUGCUGCUGCUGCUGCGGCUGCAACUGUCUUACCCGAUACCGCCCUUCCGCCGUGCUUUUUCCCUCGGUACUUGCUUGCCGGCGGCGGUGGGCGUGACGGGGGCGGGGCGUCGAAGCCCAAUGGCGGCUGUCGGCAGCGGCAUGGGCAGGCGGGCAGGUGGGUAGGCGGACAGGGGGAGCGUUGGUGAUUUGCUCUGUUUCUGGGCCUUGUUUCCUUUCCUUUCCAUUGGGAGGCUAUCUGAUAGGUUGGACCAGACAGGCCUUGGGGCCGGUUGGGCGGUUGUUUACUUUGGCUUUUCCUUGGUUGGGCUGGCAUGCUGCGGCUUUUGCUUCCUUUCCCAUUCUGGCCCGCCCACUCUUCCAGUCGCUGUUUUGGUGGGUAGCGGUGCGGGUUUUGUUCUCUCUUUUCAUCUUCGGGUCUGCAUCUGAAACGCUCGAGUAUGUAAGGGCUGUGGGAAGGGGUGCGUCGGCCAAUCAGAUAAUUGUAGGAGUCCUGUUGGCUUCCCAUUAUGGAACGGACGGUUGCAAAACGCGUUAACGUGUGCCCCGGGUGUGCGUGACCCGCAUGAGGCGAGGGCAACGUGACAGCGAAGUGUGGUGCUCGCGAGCUGCGCUUCGCCAUCUGAUUCGCCG
Aplosporella prunicola CBS 121167 is the source of this 719-nucleotide messenger RNA. RefSeq lists its product as uncharacterized. The record is from RefSeq and is a predicted model, not a curated record. Lineage: Eukaryota; Fungi; Ascomycota; Dothideomycetes; Botryosphaeriales; Aplosporellaceae. The transcript has a single exon. Bases 48 to 251 code for a protein of 67 amino acids.